CACAAAUUGAUACAUCAGUGAUACCUCCAUGGGAAGAGAGGUCUAAAUAUACUAGAUUGGGACAAAGUUGUGCUAUUCCGAACACAGACGCAUUGGUAAUCUUGGUAUCACUAUACAUAGAAGAAAGACUUAAAUUUGGACAGGAACGUGUUAUUUCACUUAUGCAUCUAUUGGUGAGAUUUACAUGA
Molecule: messenger RNA, 188 nt
Organism: Entrophospora candida
Lineage: Eukaryota; Fungi; Glomeromycota; Glomeromycetes; Entrophosporales; Entrophosporaceae
Source: the annotation of a GenBank genome assembly